CCGUUGUGGAUGCGCAAGUCAGAGGAUGUGACCAAUGAAGAGUAUGCCAGUUUCUACAAGUCUUUGUCCAACGAUUGGGAGGAUCACUUGGCCGUUAAACAUUUCAGCGUCGAAGGCCAGCUGGAGUUCCGCGCGCUGCUGUUUGUGCCUCGCCGGGCUCCUUUCGAUCUCUUCGAGACAAAGAAGAAGCGCAACAACAUCAAACUGUAUGUGCGCCGUGUGUUCAUCAUGGAUGACUGUGAAGAGUUGAUGCCUGAGUGGCUGAACUUCGUGAAGGGUGUGGUGGACUCUGAGGAUUUGCCUUUGAACAUCUCUCGCGAGACCCUUCAGCAGAACAAGAUCCUGCGCGUGAUCAAGAAGAACUUGGUGAAGAAGUGCUUAGAGAUGUUUGCUGAGAUCGCUGAGAAGAAGGAUGAUUACAAAAAGUUCUAUGAACAGUUCGGCAAGUGCCUCAAGCUGGGGGUGCACGAAGAUUCCACCAACCGGACGAAGGUGGCUGAACUCCUUCGCUACCACACCUCUAAGUCUGGCGAUGAGCAGAUUAGCCUGAAGGAGUAUGUGGACCGCAUGAAGGAGGGCCAAAAUGAUAUCUACUACAUCACAGGUGAGAGUAUCGCGGCAGUGUCGUCUUCACCCUUCCUUGAGACCUUGCGCAAGAAGGGCAUCGAGGUGCUCUACAUGAUUGACCCCAUUGACGAGUAUGCCACCCAGCAACUCAAGGAGUUUGAUGGCAAGAAAUUGAAGAGUACCACGAAGGAAGGUCUUGACAUUGAUGAUGAGGACGAAAAGAAGAAGAUUGAGGAGCUGAAGGCUGAGUUUGAGCCGCUGACAAAGCUCAUGAAGGAAGUCUUGGGAGACAAGGUGGAGAAAGUCAUUAUCUCCUCCCGCAUGGCCGACUCACCCUGUGUGUUGACCACCUCUGAGUAUGGUUGGUCUGCGAACAUGGAGCGCAUCAUGAAGGCACAGGCUCUUCGUGACAGCUCCAUGACCUCCUACAUGGUCUCUAAGAAGACCAUGGAAGUGAACCCCAAGCACUCCAUCAUGGCCGAGUUGAAGAAGAAGGCAGCCGCAGACAAGUCUGACAAGACCGUGAAGGACUUGAUUUGGUUGCUGUUUGAUACUUCUUUGCUGACAUCUGGCUUCAACCUGGAUGAGCCCACCCAGUUUGCUGGCCGCAUUCACCGCAUGAUCAAGCUUGGCCUGAGCAUCGACGACGAUGAUGAGGGCUUGGGUGAUGACGACGAUUUGCCCCCUCUGGAGGAGGUUGAGGGAGCUGCGGAUGAGGCCUCCAAGAUGGAAGAAGUGGACUAAAAUCCAGUUGCCAGAACCGAAUUCAGGUAGCUUUAGACCAUAAUUUGGUCAGUGUGCAGCAAGUGUGCUAUAUACCCAACAAACCGAUCCACAAACAUUGAAGUGCAGCAGAAAAGAGAGCCCCAACUGCCACGCGCACACAUUUCAACCCUCUGCAUGAAGCUGAGCAUGGUGUUCCCAGAUGAAUCUCAUCUCUCCUGGCAGUGUCUUUGGCUGAGGACCCCCAAGAAACACAG
This is a messenger RNA of Durusdinium trenchii, 1547 nucleotides long. NCBI's taxonomy places the organism in Eukaryota, Dinophyceae, Suessiales, Symbiodiniaceae. The record is from the annotation of a GenBank genome assembly.